AUGUAUGAACAUGCCCAUAAAUUGUUCGACGAAAUGCCAAACUUAAAAUGUCAGCGAACUGUUUAUGCUUUCAAUGCCCUUCUAGAAGCCUGCGUAAGGGCAGAAAAGUACGAUACUAUGAGAGAGUUGUUUCAGGAAUUACCUGAGGAGUUAUCGAUUGAGCAUGAUGUAGUGUCCUAUAAUACUUUGAUUAAGGCAUUAUGUAAAUCUGGUUCUUUGGAUUUUGCUAUCAGUGUAAUGGAUGAGAUGGAAAAUCAGGGGAUUAAACCUGAUAAAGUGACUUUCAAUACGCUUUUGAAAGCUUAUCAUGAAUGUAAAAAGUUUUCUGAAGCAGAGGAUUUGUGGGUAUUGAUGCAAAAGAAAAACAUUGUUGCUGACCUGUGGAGUUACAACAUUAGAUUACGAGGUUUAGUUGCGAAUAACCAGGUUAACGAGGCGAUUGGGUUGUUUGAGGAGAUGGGGAAGAAAGACAUCAUCCCCAAUGCUUUGAGUUAUAACACGAUAAUCAAAAUGUUUGUGGGUGAUAGGAACUUGGAGGAGGCGAAAAGAUGGAAUGAGAAAAUGGCGGAAAAUGAGCGUUAUCCGGAUAAUGCAACAUUUGGGAUGCUCAUUCAUUUUGCUUGUGACAAGGAUGAUCUUGAUUUUGUACUUGACUUGUGUAAGAAAUCUAUGGAUUCAAAAGUUACAGUUCAUAAUGCAACAAUGCAGAGGAUAGUUGAUGACCUGGUUCAGCAUUCGAAGCUUGAAGUCGCAAAGGAGCUGGUGAACUUGGCCAAAUCAUAUAAGCGAUUCCGGUAUAAGCUUUCGUUUCCUUUGCUUCAAUAG
Nicotiana tabacum (common tobacco) is the source of this 825-nucleotide messenger RNA. RefSeq lists its product as uncharacterized. Gene Ontology annotation, cellular component: chloroplast. NCBI's taxonomy places the organism in Eukaryota, Viridiplantae, Streptophyta, Magnoliopsida, Solanales, Solanaceae. Gene Ontology annotation, biological process: mitochondria-nucleus signaling pathway; chloroplast-nucleus signaling pathway. The record is from RefSeq and is a predicted model, not a curated record. Gene Ontology annotation, molecular function: protein binding.